CUUAAACUGCAAGACCUCCAUUAGGUUUCCCAUCGCUGUGGAUAUUUUGCAAACCUGAGGAGCUUCCCUCUCCCAUUCCUCCCUCCCUCUCCAGGUGGCCAGAAAGGCUUCUGCGUCAUGUGCAGGAUGGAAGUGCACGUUCAACAGGUCCUGCAUUCCUCAGCCAGUGCCAUCGAGCCUUGGGCUGUCGUCGAUUUUCUCACAGAAAUAGGAGAAAAUUUCCAGCAUGGCAGGCAGGAGGACGCCCACGAGUUCUUACGCUGCACCAUGGAUGCCAUGCAGAGAGCUUGUCUGAGAGGAAACAGCGACUUGGACAUGUCCUCUCAAGCAACCACCAUCGUCCAUCAGAUCUUUGGGGGCUUUCUGAGAUCCAGAGUCACAUGCUGGAGCUGCCAAGCGGUUUCCGAUUCCUACGAGGCCUUCCUGGAUGUUCCUCUGGAUAUCAAAGCAGCCGCAUCUGUCACCGCAGCUCUGGAAGACUUUGUGAAACCGGAGCACCUGGAUGGUGAAAACUGCUUUAAAUGUAGCAAGUAAGGCCAUUAUUGAUGAUGUAUUCAUACUGGAUCCUGUGCGAAGGUGUCAUUGAGCAGAAGUCAGCUUUUCACAUUGAAUUAAGGCACAGUAAUGAGACGCAGGUUUUUUAACAUGGCAUUAUGGUACUGAAUAGCCUUAAAAGAGCGCAGGGAUGUGUGAGACAGGAAAGUCUGUCUGGCCUUUGGGGGAAAAAAUGGUGCGUUUCAGCCCUUGGCUCUGUCCUGGCUUUCAAGGUGUGACAAGGUGACUGCCGCCUCCAAGAGGUUCUCGGUCCAUCGCGCGCCCAAGGUUCUCACGGUCUGUCUGAAGAGGUUUGAAGCUUUC
This is a messenger RNA of Columba livia (rock pigeon), 858 nucleotides long. RefSeq names its product ubiquitin carboxyl-terminal hydrolase 42-like. Gene Ontology annotation, cellular component: nucleus; cytosol. Bases 118 to 534 code for a protein of 138 amino acids. Gene Ontology annotation, molecular function: cysteine-type deubiquitinase activity. Gene Ontology annotation, biological process: protein deubiquitination; regulation of apoptotic process. The record is from RefSeq and is a predicted model, not a curated record. Lineage: Eukaryota; Metazoa; Chordata; Aves; Columbiformes; Columbidae. The transcript is spliced from 5 exons.